Messenger RNA from Achroia grisella, 2268 nucleotides. It is a transcript of the gene Snx21, whose product is annotated as sorting nexin-20. Gene Ontology annotation, molecular function: phosphatidylinositol phosphate binding. The record is from RefSeq and is a predicted model, not a curated record. Lineage: Eukaryota; Metazoa; Arthropoda; Insecta; Lepidoptera; Pyralidae. The transcript has 4 exons. Gene Ontology annotation, biological process: protein transport. Gene Ontology annotation, cellular component: early endosome membrane. The coding region runs from base 223 to 993 and encodes 256 amino acids.
UGAUCUGUACCUUCAUUUUUCUGGAUUGGUAAAUAAAACAAAACAUCUAAUUCAUUGUAUUUGCAAACAAAGAGAAUAGAUUAUUAUAAAAUCACUUUCAUAAAAACCUCAUUAGCUGGCUUCAUUUGACUAGUAUUCGUUACUCUCGUUCGGGUUUAUUACGUUUAAGAAUAAUAGUCUGACAGUAGAAUACAUUAUAGUAUUCCUUGUGUGCGAACUAAAAUGCUGAAGUUUGAAAUAGUUUCUUCGCGAACUGUAGAAGGUGACGAGAAAAAAUUUGUAGCAUAUAUGCUACAAGCAAGACGUGAUAAUAAAGAAUCAAAGGUUUAUGAGCUGUACGACCCAGACCCUGCCAAUGUAGAGCGUAGAUACACCCAUUUUUUGGAUCUGUACAAUGGAUUGAAAAAAGAGUGUCCAGUUUUAUUAAACAAUGUGUCAUUUCCUAGAAAGAUGAUGGUUGGAAAUUUUGACCCUAAUUUAAUAUCAACUCGAUGUGCAGCAUUUGAAGUGUUGCUAGACUUAAUAUCUAACGAGUCAAGACUGAGAGAUGCCCCAGCAUCUAUCACAUUCUUUCAAGAUAUUGAACUAAUUGAAGCCAAACGACUUAUGAAUGAGGAAAAAUUUGAUCAAGCACUCUCAGUGCUUGAAACUAGUUUCAAAUUAUUGAAUAAGGUAUACACAGAUAGAUCACGGGUAGUGUUGAGUGCGUUGUGUCGCAUUGUGGCCUGCGCAGGGGCCAGUGGAGGAGCUCUGGCAGGUCCUGUGGAGCGCUGGGCACAGCUUGCUUUGCGUCGAUAUGAAGCUGUCAGUGAUUCGGACUUGUUACUAAUAUAUAUACCUCUGCUGUACACAUGUAUUUCAAUAUGGGAAACCCUUGGCAGAGAUAAAUCGAAGUUGGUGGAUGAAUUGAAUGAUCUCCGCAAACGAGGAAUGAAGGUAGACUCAGUGCCCAGCUUGAUGGAAGCUGUGGACAACUUAAAUACAAAUGUAUAACAAUAGUUAGUAAAUUUAAAACUGGUUGAGUGCUUUAAUCUGCUUGCUUGUCACUUGACUAAUGAAUACUAAAAAUGAUGGGUUAUGUAAGGAGGAAUCUUUUUCACAAUUAGAUAAUAUGUAGUAAGUGAUCAACUUCCACUAAAAUAUGUGUGUAUAUAAAUUUUAACAACGACAUAUACAUAUGAUUAUUUGUAUCUAAACAGUAACUUUAGAAUUAAAAUUACUUUCCUAUUGUAAUUAACACUAAAACGAGAUAUGACAGUCUCGAAUUUUCAUAUAUUAAUAUAUAGUGAUAUUUUUUAUUGAAUACAGCUCAGAUAAUAUGCUUUAAUUUAACUAUUAUUAAGCAUGUAGUAAGAUAUCAACAUUGUAAUCUCAUAAUUUAGUGAUUUAGUAAUUAUUUAUACCUAUUAUAUAUACAUUAAUAUAUUUUGAAAGUUUAUUUGUGAUUAUUACGUGACAUAUUUAGAUCAUGUUAUCAUGUAUUGGAAGUUGGUAGAAACAUUGUGAUGUAGCUGAUUUAGUUAUUAUUUAUUUCCUAACAACUAGAUGUAAUUAAUAUGCUUUAAAAUUUCGUGCACAAUAAUGCAGUGUACUCCAUUUUUAUAUAAAUUAAAUUCAUAUUGGUGUGCUAAAAUGUGGUCUCACUUAUGGUCACAAAAUGAAAAAUAUAAAAAAAAUAGUGCCUUUAAUAUUCUUGGCCACCUUUAAAAUUGUGUUUCAAAUCAAUUAAUCAAAUUAAUUUUAAUUAAUUAAAUCAAAUUAUGUCUUAAAUUAAGAUUUAGACGGUUUUUAAAGUGAACUGCAAAAAAUUCCAAUUACAUCUAAAAUCUAUGAAUUUUGUUUCAUAGAGGUAAAGAUUUUCGUCAAUGUAUGAGAUAUUUCAUAUCAGUAAAACAGUAACUUGUCAAUUUUAUAGUGAGAGUAAUUAAGGAUAUAUAUUACAACACUUCAUUUCAAAUAACUCUCCCACGACCACUAUUACAACGAUUUGUAAACAUUAUGUAUUUUUUACUAGUCGGUGGAUAUUAAAUUUAAUAAUCAAAGGAUUAUUCAACUCUUACGGUGUAUAAUUUAUUUACAAAAGAAAGACAUAUAAAUAUUGGUUGAUAGAAAAAUAUUUAUUCAUCUCUAUAUUGUUGUUAUUAAGUUAUUUUUAUCUACAUAAUCUAUAAACAUAAGUAGUCCGUAGUUAAUAGUGUCAUAUUAUUAAUUUUUAUAUCAUAAUUUACAGCAAAUGUAAUAAAAUUAAAGAAUUAACGUGUUAAUUGU